AUGUGGCUUGCCGUGGGUAUCUUUCUGACAUCCAUCAUUUGGAUCACCGUACAAGGUAAAAUUUGAUGUUCACCGGCGACCAAUUAAAUAUCUCGUUUUCGGAACACGUAUUCGCCUUGUCUUUAGCAUAAUUACGAUAAUUAUAACGGAAGCCUUUUGGAACAGCCAGCUGGCUUAAAAACCUGUCCGUAGAAAAACCUUGUUCGAGCACGUUUUUGUGUUGAAAUCUGCAAAGAAACUGCCUUGUCAUUUUAAAUUCAUAUGCUCAAACGUUUUUCUUGCUAGGCCAAGGUGAAGUUCUGGAAAAUGGACUCCCUGUGAGUUGUGGAAUACCUGCAGGACCACAACCGCCAGCUGACAAACAUGAACGACUAAAGACGGAAUCUAAAAUUCACAGUUGGCCCUGGCACGUAAGUAAGCAGAGAAUUUGUCCUGUACAAUUGUGUACUCGACCUCACUUUCCAAAUGUAUCAGAAUAGUCCACAAAAAUAGGCUCGUCUAGCAUACUCGCGGCCCCUCACAAGCUCAACCUGCUUAAACUAAUUACAAGUUUGUAAACCCUAAAAACGCAACAAGUCCUUAUUUCCAAUAACCGUGUGACAGUCUGGACUAUUGAGGUUGCCCUUAAAUUGGGACGUCUUUCCUGAAAUUUACAGCUCUAGAAAUUGUCAAUUACCGCAAAAUACUGACCACUACUACCCAAUAGCCUCAGUAAAAUAUUAUACAAGUUGGGUUAACAUGUUCAAUAUAGAGGCAUUGCAGUACUUCUUUUUAUGUCAAUAGGUUGGAAUUUACUAUUCUGCAUUUGGGGCAUAUCCAUUUUGUGGAGGAACGCUCAUCGCGCCCUCGUGGGUUGUAACCGCCGCUCAUUGUAUCCUCAUGGCCCUUCAAUGCAAAAACGUUACGCUUGGCAAACCCUUUUCGUUUGACGAUGUUACAGGCCACACUAUGGCCGUUCUUAUAGGAGCUCAUGAUUUCAAAGAGCAGGAUGGUCAAGGUUACAAUGUCCGAGUAAGGCACGUGGUCAUUCAUCCGAAAUUUCCUGUGGAUGGGACAAAAAAAAGCAUCGACAUCGCACUUCUAAAAAUGGAUCGGGAUGUCAACCGAUGUAAGUUUUUACAUUAGUACUUUUGUCAUGAGGUGAAAUAAAUGCAUUCAAUACGAGUCGCACUCAAGUGACCUAACUUCAAGACUGCUCUGCAAAAUUCGGGCAGAAAUAUGACACAUUUUAUGCAAGAACCCUUUUGUUAAAAAGCCUGCAUAACUUUGCACCAUGUGGAGCCUUUUACCCCAAAUUACCGAGUCUUGUAAGUCUUGUAAGUCAAAUGGUAGAUCUAAGGAGGUUGUGAAAUUUAAACGCUGUCCAAAGCUUUGUUAAAACUUGAAUGAUUUGUAUUUAAACCGACUAAUUUAAAACCGGUUUGUUUGCAAAGCGCGCCAUGUGGGAUUUGCAUGCGUGCCCCAAAAAGAAAAAUUCAACAACGGACACACCUGCUAUGUUGCCGGCUGGGGACUGAUUCCUAAUCCUCCAGGCGAACCCUCCUCAAACCAACCACAAAAACUGAUGGAAAAACCGGCAUCAAUCACACAUAUGUCCGGCUGCGAAAGCGCCUUCGCGUCAGUUAACAAAAAAGAGCACAUUUGCACUAUGCAGGGGCCUGUGGUAAGAAGUAAUUUUACGUUACAUAGAAAGGUCACAUAGAACAAAAUGUAUCCUAUGUUUUUUUGCAAAUUUAGACUUCUUGUGUCGGCGACAGUGGGGGUGGAUUGCACUGUCCGGCAAACGAUGGCAGAUGGACAGUCUACGGCGUAGCUUCCUUCGCACCUCCACGUUGCUUCGGAACGUACUACGUGGCUUCAUCAACUGGCCAUGUGUUCGAAUGGAUCAAAAACACCGUUCUAGGCGCCAAUUAAAGAACUCGGAUUGGCCCGCGCAAACGCCUUACGGCGGACUGCGCUAUGCCAAACGUUGUUUCAUCACAAACUAUGUUGCACAUAUUUCUCCGUAUUCUUCAAUAAGUAAAUAUUUCUGACCGGAAAAUGGCAAUAAAAUAAUAAAAUUGAGCUACAGCAUGUUUUAAAUUUGCAAGCGACCAAACACUGACCCCGUUAUAAUAUUUUUUUGCGAAUCGGUAAUCACUGGUAUAGGACAUGCAGUGUUGUGAUUUAUCCACCUCCAAAGGCAGUCACCAAAAUGCUGUUUGAGCCGACCUCGCUUCUCUUCCUAAACAGACUACGGAUUGUGCAGACUUCAUGCUCCAUCACAAUACUGCAGACAAAGGUUUAAAUUAGGAAUGGAUGCGAGAACGAAAUGGAAGGCAUGUAGAAAUGUGGAUGAUGAUUUGAAUGCAUGACAAGUUUCAAAACGCAAUCUGUGUUCACGAACAGAAAGGGGAAACGUCCGACAUAUAAGGUGCUGCUGAUGAUUUGCAAUGUAGUGCUGAAUACUUGAGCAUUUCGGGUGUAAAUUAUCAACUUCGAAAACCGAUAAUUCCUACUGCUAUCGGAGGGUGAGCGUGUCACUUGAAAACACCUGCACUCGCUUACGGAGACAGGGUCCGCGAUCAGACACCGUCUUUGUGGGUAAUCACAAGCGAACAUUCACGACAGCGGUGUGCAUUCGAAACGGGUUUUCGACCGAACUAAUAUCGACUUUACAAACUGGUCAGUAUUCUAUUAUCCAAAACCAACCACUGAUAAAUCCAGCCAUGUUACUUUAACAUUUAUUAUCAGUUGCUUUCUCAUAAUCACCAAAUUGACAAUCGAAUGGGGGAUGGCCAUAAUGAAUUGGUCUACCUUAUAUAGAUCGCUAUGCAAAUGCCUUGGUUUUGGGAAUGUAUAGCAACGUUCACAGGUAGUUGGUUAAGUGUCAGCGAGCAAAAACAUAGAUCAGGUAUAAAGUACUGCUUCCCCUUGUGUCGUAACGCACGAUGGAUUAGGCUAAAGGAAAUGAACUUACAGAAUCAGUGAUUCAUUCCAUUGUAAAUGCCAGCGAUCUGCCAUAAUUUAUGCGCAUAUUAGGUCCUACAGUAAACUCGUAAUGUCCUAUAUUUCGGCAUUUAUUUCGUCACAUUUUGGGCUGGCCCACUUAGGUACAACUCGACAAUGUUUAAUAUACAGAGGGCUUUUAGACUGAUAGUGCUAGUUUAUUGAAGAUUGGGGAAGCUAUGCAAGCUCUCAUUUAAGGCGCUUCCUCGAACGGGACAUGAAUUUUCACCAUACGUUUUACCGCCUCAGGUAUUUUCGUCUGAAAAAAUUAAAGAUGGGAUAGCAACAGUCAAGGUAUACUGAUGAUAACGGUUCGGGUAAUGAGGACGAACCGACUCGCUGGGAGACACGUGAACCGGCUAAAGGUACAUCCGUUCAAUAUCCACCUUCUUGAGAAUAUGUUUCGAAUAAAUUUAAUGUUCUUCAUGCACCUCCCCUAUUCAGUCGGUUUUGCAUAAAGUAAGUCAAAUGUAAAAAGCAUUUGCGGCAAAACUGGACGCAGUUAAUGUCGAGCGAGAAAACACUCACUGAGCAAAGCCUUCAUUCUUACAACUGCAGCCUGAUAACUACAGUAGCGCAUGAUGGAAAAUUGUGGGUGCACGGUGAUAUGCGGAGCAUAGUGCCCCGUGCUAUAGAACGUUAUUCGAAAACGAGGGGUUUCAUGAAGGGAAUUUAAUUCACGAUUUUUUCGCAAACUAACUAGACUACAUCCGUUUUGGUUUCACGCUAGUAUGAUCCAAUCUCAGCAAUAAAACUACUAAUAUUGGACGAAAUCAACAACCGAGUCACUUUCUUAUGUUCCCCCAAGCGUCUACGGAGAAGUUAUUUCUCGUUUUCUAGGAACAUAUUUCGACGCAUUUUUGGCAGUCAAUGAGUCGGCGGACUGCCUUUUCCAGCUAAGCGCAUCAUUAUGGGUCUUGAUGCAUCACUAUUAGUUUGUUUCUACCGUCCUGGGUGUACCUUACUACAACGACUAAGCGCGAGAACAACACUGCGUCAUUGAGGUUGGGAACCAUGUAUUAGCUGCGUAUUUAGGCUGUUCGGUGUCCUUUUAACAAUAUCUACUUCGACAGGCAGCACUCAGUGGUUUGAGAUCCCUUUUUUUCUGGGAUUUACUUAAACACUUAGACAGAUGCUUUCAGGUUAUGAUGUUAAGGCCGAGCAAGCAGACGCAACUAGGAGGCCGUUUUCCAUUCACAAUGAAGUAUUCGAAUUUGAAAACGUCAGCUGAUGUUCUGGCACGAUCAUUGAACUUGCUUUCCAACCAUCUUCUCAAUCCUGACGACAUCAUACUGUCGUUGACCGUUGUUAACUUGUUCAAUUCCAUCCGUUUUUCCCACUUCUGUGCUUCAAUGACAUGUCCUGGGAAGCCUGAGAACUUACCUUGAAUAGCCUAGGCAACAGACAUGUUAUUAAGAAGGAUGACAACUCUCAGAAUCAGUAGUUGUAAAAUCCCAUUUACUUGCAACUUUAGCGCUAAACCACGCGGGACUUGCCUAAGCGAGCACCGACUCCAGAGGCGGAACAAGAAACAAGCAUGCGCAGCCCAUGAACAAAAACCAGGUAGAUGAAAACGGAUGCACAGGAUGCAGAAAUUGACUGUCAUAAUUACGAUAUUUUUAACGGGAGCUCUUUGGAACAACCAGCUUCCUUACAAAUCUGUCCGUAAAAUUAACUUGUCCGAGCUUCUUGUAGUGUUGAAAUCUGCAAAGAAACUGCCUUGUCAUUUUAAAUUCAUAUGCUCAAACGUUUUUCUUGCUAGGCCAAGGUGAAGUUCUGGAAAAUGGACUCCCUGUGA
Molecule: messenger RNA, 4786 nt
Organism: Spirometra erinaceieuropaei
Lineage: Eukaryota; Metazoa; Platyhelminthes; Cestoda; Diphyllobothriidea; Diphyllobothriidae
Source: the annotation of a GenBank genome assembly